This is a messenger RNA of Thyridium curvatum, 4023 nucleotides long. RefSeq lists its product as uncharacterized. The record is from RefSeq and is a predicted model, not a curated record. The transcript has 2 exons. Lineage: Eukaryota; Fungi; Ascomycota; Sordariomycetes; Thyridiales; Thyridiaceae. Gene Ontology annotation, biological process: transmembrane transport. Gene Ontology annotation, cellular component: membrane. Gene Ontology annotation, molecular function: ATP binding; ATP hydrolysis activity; ABC-type transporter activity. The coding region runs from base 1 to 4023 and encodes 1340 amino acids.
AUGGCUCCCGAACUGUCAGAAAAGCCCGACGAGGCUACCGUCGCUAGCCAGUCAAAACCCGCCUCCAGUCAUGGGGACUCUACUGAAACCGCAGGUCAGGGCGAAGACGGCAAACGCUCGCGCAGUCCGACUGCGUUGGAGAAGGCUGAUUCCAAGGUUAUCAUCCCCCAAAAGGAGACGGACGAGGAGGCCAUCUUCAAGAAACUCCCUCCCGAGGAGGCUUCAAUCCUCAAGAGACAGGUUCUUACUCCGGAGGUCAAGGUGGGCAUCGCCACGUUAUACCGCUAUGCCUCCCGGAACGAUCUUCUCAUCAUUGCCGUUUCUACCGUCUGUGCCAUCGCCGCAGGUGCCGCUCUACCGCUCAUGACAGUCGUCUUUGGAAAUCUCCAGGGCACCUUCCAGGGCAUCUACCUCAAAACCAUGACGUACGACGAGUUCAUGUCCGAAAUGACACACCUGGUCUUGUACUUCAUCUACCUGGCCAUUGGAGAGUUUGUCACCACCUACAUCUCCACCGUCGGCUUCAUCUACACUGGCGAACACAUCAGCGGCAAGAUCCGUGAGCACUAUCUGGAAAGCUGUAUGCGCCAAAACAUCGGUUUCUUCGACAAGCUCGGUGCUGGAGAGGUUACGACUCGCAUUACGGCCGACACCAAUCUUGUCCAGGAAGGCAUUUCUGAGAAAGUCGCCUUGACAAUCGCCGCCGCCGCGACCUUUGUGGCUGCCUUUGUCAUCGGUUUCGUCGAGUACUGGAAGCUGACCCUGAUCCUCUUUUCGACCGUGGUGGCACUGGUCCUGGUCAUGGGUGGCGGCUCCAGUUUCAUUGUCAAGUAUAGCAAAUCGUCCGUCUUUGCUUAUGCGCAAGGCGGUAGUGUCGCCGAGGAAGUCAUCAGCUCGAUCCGGAACGCCGUCGCUUUUGGGACCCAGGACCGGCUCGCCAAGCAAUACGAUGUUCACCUAGCCAAAGCCGAGAAGUACGGAUACAAGGUCAAGGGCGCAAUCGGCGUCAUGGUCGCCGGUAUGAUGCUGGUCCUGUACCUGAAUUAUGGUCUCGCCUUCUGGAUGGGCAGUCGCUUCCUGCUCGACAACGUCAUCCCCCUGUCCAAGGUGCUCAUCAUCAUGAUGUCCGUCAUGAUUGGUGCUUUCAACAUUGGCAAUGUUGCGCCAAACGUGCAGGCUUUCACCACCGCCCUCGGAGCCGCUUCCAAGAUCUAUAAUACCAUUGACCGCCAGUCAGCGCUCGAUCCGACCUCUGACGAGGGCGAGAAGCUGGACCACCUGGAAGGAAACAUUCGCCUCGAGAACGUCAAGCAUAUCUACCCGUCCCGGCCGGAAGUUGUGGUCAUGCAGGAUGUGUCCCUGGAAAUUCCUGCGGGCAAGACCACUGCGCUUGUCGGUGCUUCGGGAUCUGGAAAGUCCACCAUCAUUGGCCUCGUCGAGCGCUUCUACAGCCCGGUCAGGGGCGCUGUCUACCUAGACGGCCACGACAUCAGCAAGCUGAAUCUCAGAUGGCUCCGCCAGAACAUCUCCCUUGUGCAGCAGGAGCCUGUCUUGUUCGGCACGACCAUCUUCCACAACAUCAGGCACGGCCUGAUUGGCACCGCGCACGAGAAUGCGAGCGAGGACGAGCAGCGGAAACUUGUCUACGAGGCCGCCAAGAAGGCCAAUGCACACGACUUCGUCUCGGCUCUUCCCGAAGGGUACGAGACCAAUGUCGGCGAGCGUGGCUUCCUCCUUUCCGGAGGUCAAAAGCAGCGCAUUGCUAUCGCCCGUGCCAUCGUGUCUGACCCCAAGAUAUUGCUUCUUGACGAAGCUACGUCCGCUCUCGACACCCGGUCCGAAGGCGUUGUCCAAGCUGCUUUGGAGGUCGCGUCAGCUGGCAGGACGACUAUCACCAUCGCCCACAGACUGAGCACCAUCAAGGACGCACAUAACAUUGUGGUCAUGGCCGAGGGCCGGAUUGUGGAACAGGGUACCCAUGACGACCUGAUUGAACGUAAGGGUGCUUACUAUAAGCUGGUCAGCGCGCAGAGCAUUGCUGCCGUCAACGAGCUCUCUCCAGAAGAGGAAGAGGUCAUGAACGAGAAGGAGGAAGAGCUCGUUCGCAAGGCUUCCGCAGCCAACGAGCCAUCUUUCAUUCCCGAUCCCGACGACAACGUUGCCGACAAGUUGAAGCGUACCGCCACUUCCAAGUCUGCCUCGAGCGUGGCCCUCCAAGGCCGCCACACCGAAGCGACAAAAAAGUAUAGCCUCUGGACGCUGAUCAAGCUCAUUGCCAGCUUCAACAAGCAAGAGUGGAAGUGGAUGCUCGUGGCUCUCUUCUUCUCUGCUAUCUGCGGUGGUGGUAAUCCCACGCAGGCCGUCUUCUUUGCCAAACUCAUCACGACUUUGUCUGUACAGAUCACUCCGGCCAACACCCCGCAGAUCCGGUCCGACGUGUCAUUCUGGUGUCUGAUGUACCUGAUGUUGGCGUUUGUGCAGUUCAUCUCGUUUGCCAUCCAGGGUGUCAUCUUUGCGAAAUGCUCCGAGCGCCUCGUCCAUCGGGUGCGAGACCGCGCUUUCCGAACCAUGCUUCGCCAGGAUGUUGCCUUCUUUGACCACGACGAGAAUACUGCCGGUGCUCUGACCUCGUUCUUGUCCACCGAGACUACGCACGUUGCCGGUCUCAGUGGUGUCACUCUCGGAACCCUCCUGAUGGUCAUCACGACGCUGAUCAGCGCCUUGACUCUGUCCAUUGUCAUCGGGUGGAAGCUGGCUCUUGUCUGCACUGCUACCAUCCCUAUCCUGCUGGGCUGCGGUUUCUUCCGUUUCUGGAUGUUGGCGCACUACCAGCGACGUGCCAAGAGGGCCUACAACACCUCUGCGUCCUAUGCAUCCGAGGCCAUCACUGCUAUCCGCACCGUCGCGUCGCUCACCAGAGAGCACGACGUCUUGCGCCAGUACAAGGAGAGUCUCGAGUCGCAGCAGCGCGCCUCGUUGAUCUCCGUGCUCAAGUCAUCCCUCCUCUAUGCGGCCUCCCAGUCCCUGACGUUCCUCGUGCUCGCCCUCGGCUUCUGGUACGGCGGCAGCCUCCUCGGCAAGGGCGAGUACGACAUGUUCCAGUUCUUCAUCGUCUUCUCGGCCGUCAUCUUUGGCGCGCAGUCGGCCGGCACCGUCUUCUCCUUUGCGCCCGACAUGGGCAAGGCCAAGCAGGCCAGCGAGGAGCUCAAGAUCCUGUUCGACCGCAAGCCGACCAUCGACACGUGGUCCAACGAGGGCGAGAAGGUCGAGGGCGUCGAGGGCCACAUCGAGUUCCGCGACGUGCACUUCCGCUACCCGACGCGGCCGGAGCAGCCCGUGCUGCGCGGGCUCAACCUCAGCGUGCACCCGGGCCAGUACGUCGCGCUCGUGGGCGCCUCGGGCUGCGGCAAGUCGACGACGAUUGCGCUGCUCGAGCGCUUCUACGACCCGCUCGCGGGCGGCGUGCACGUCGACGGCCGCGAGAUCAGCACGCUCAACGUCAACGGGUACCGGCGGCACAUCGCGCUCGUGUCGCAGGAGCCGACGCUCUACAUGGGCACCAUCAAGGAGAACGUCCUGCUCGGCGCGCCCGAGGACGUGUCGGACGAGGCCGUCGAGUUCGCCUGCAAGGAGGCCAACAUCCACGACUUCAUCCUCAGCCUGCCCGAGGGCUUCAACACGGUCGUCGGCAGCAAGGGCACGCUGCUGAGCGGCGGGCAGAAGCAGCGCAUCGCCAUCGCGCGCGCGCUCGUGCGCGACCCCAAGAUUCUGCUUCUGGACGAGGCGACCUCUGCCCUCGACAGCGAGAGCGAAAAGGUGGUGCAGGCGGCGCUCGACAAGGCGGCCAAGGGCCGCACGACCAUCGCCGUGGCGCACCGGCUCAGCACCAUCCAAAAGGCCGACAUCAUCUACGUCUUCGACCAGGGCCGCAUCGUCGAGCAGGGCACGCACUCGGAGCUGAUGAAGAAGAACGGCCGGUACGCCGAGCUGGUCAACCUGCAGAGCCUCGAGAAGCACAGGUGA